Molecule: messenger RNA, 933 nt
Organism: Fusarium oxysporum Fo47
Lineage: Eukaryota; Fungi; Ascomycota; Sordariomycetes; Hypocreales; Nectriaceae
Product: Zn(II)2Cys6 transcription factor domain-containing protein
Exons: 1
Coding region: 1-933 (310 amino acids)
Biological process (GO): regulation of DNA-templated transcription
Molecular function (GO): DNA-binding transcription factor activity, RNA polymerase II-specific; zinc ion binding
Source: RefSeq, a predicted model, not a curated record
AUGACCGGGAAUUGCUAUUCUCCCAACUCGGUUCUAUCCGACAUCAUUCGGGAGCUCGACCCUAAUGCACCACCAGCUGCUCCACUUGACUUGCUAUCAACUGUCUCAUCCAUUUUUCACCAACGAUCAGAGAGGCUUCGGCGAGAAGCCCUUGCUCGUACAGACGCAGAGAUCGAGGCUGGAUUCGUCGCUACUCGAGAAGCACGGAUCAAGGAGAAGCUCGAAGAAUUGGAGGAGGAGGAGGAGGAGGAGGAGGAGACAUCAGAAGACGAGUGGGACGAAGAUGAGUAUGAAGAUGAAAUUCCUUCCAGGGAAGAUGUCGAAGCUUUCAUCAAUGGCAUGAUUGAUAAAGAAGCCACAGGCCCUGUUCUUAGGCGUGCAAUAGGAGAGACAAGAGAAGACCAUAGAAAGCGGAUAGAAACUCUUGAGGACCGCAUUCAGGGGUAUCAACUCUCCAAGUUCGUGCUCGAAGACUUGCGGGGAGAUCCUCCUAGGUACGUGGAAGGGUUCCCAGUGAACCUCAUCAACGCCUUUUGCCACCUACGUCCUCACGUUCUCUUUAUGAAUACGGAGAUGUUCGAUUGUCUUCAGUGUCAAGUUAAAGGGAGACGGUGCUCACGAAACAUGAACUAUUCACCCGCCUGCGAGCGAUGCAGACGCCAUGGAGACCCCUGUUUAGUCAAGGACUUUACCCAUCCUGUUGCAGUGUGUUGGUGGUUUGCUAGGGGUCAAGAAACCGGUGACAUUGAACAGGUGGAAUUAGAGUGGCUGGAGAGGCUGGUGAAUAAGGGUCAGGCUGAGGGCAUCCAGGCCUUGCCAGUGUGGCCUGAGGUCGGUGGUAACUCAAGCAAUAAUAGCGAUGAAGAGGAGAUGCCUAAAAAAUGGCAAGACUUCUUGAAAGGAUCCGCCAAAAGGAAAAUAAGUACAUGGUAA